CCAGGCAUCCUCAUCAGCUGGAGUGUCCCAUGAUCAAUACCAAGCAUGGUGAUAUCCCGAAGGAAGCUUCAGUGGGGGCCUACGUCAAGCUCCACACUGUAGAGGAAGGAGAAAUCAUAGGACUUCACCAGACCCUCCUCCCAGACAACCAACAAGACACACGGCCCUUCGUCCUCGCAAGCCUGGGAACUGAGUUGAUAACGGUGAGGAAAGACAAAUUUUGUGAACUGAUGGACAGCGAGGCAACAGAGAAGUUGUCCAGGUUCAAGAUCGGGUACCCCAGCGAUGACGAUAUGUGCCAGAAGUUCCUCAGGGAGAACAGCUGGAAUAUCUUUCGGAAGGACCUGGUGCAGCUGCUGGUGGAGCCUCGCCGACGUCCACCAUUCACCCCAAUUCGGCACAAGAAGGAAGAGAUCUACAACCCCAAGUCUCUGACACUGGAUUUGUGUAGCUUCAAUAAGAAGACUAAACCUUACUAUCCCAUUUUUAUGGCACCCCAGAAAAAUCUACCCCCCUUGAGGGUUGUCCAAGCCAUCACAGCACCCCGGUACAAAAUCCAGGAACUCCUGCCUCAGUACAAGAAUGCAGGGGUCCUUGUUUAGACCCAAUAAAGGAUGUAGGUUUGACCACUGUGCUUCCUGAAUGGCCACCAUGGGAGUUGUAGGGCUUGGAGUGGGGGAUGCUGGGGGCUCAGCUGUGGGUCUGGACAGAUGUUUAGGGGCAGCACCUGGGGCACUGUCUCCCCUGACACUUGUGGGGCUGAGUCAGGAAGCCGGGCGUGGAUGGGUUAUCACUGGGGAUAGUGUC
Molecule: messenger RNA, 807 nt
Organism: Miniopterus natalensis
Lineage: Eukaryota; Metazoa; Chordata; Mammalia; Chiroptera; Miniopteridae
Source: RefSeq, a predicted model, not a curated record